UCAUAAAUUGAGCUCUGGUUUUGUUUCCCUUUUGCUACUACACGCUUUUCAAAUUACAUUUGAAUACAUACGAACACAUAAAAAAGCCCAAUCAGGCAGGACCAGCAUUAGAACAAAUUCUUUAUCCACACAUAAAAUUGCAAUGCCGAGACCACUUGUCCCACGCAUACACGCCUUUGAGAUCGACGAUCAGCCCUGGUUCCCUUCUUUCCUCCGGCAGCGUGUCCAGACCGUUCUUCGGCUCACGUGGGAGGCAAACAUCCCAAUUUUGCAAUCGAGCUCGCCCGCUGAGCGCGUGGCCCGCCUCUUAGGAGAGCACCUGGAUCCAAUUGACGACUAUGGCUUCAUUGACUUCUGUGCCGGAGCUGGCGGUCCAACCCCCGCCAUUGAGAAGUACGUAAACGCCAACAGGGAUCCCAGCGAGCCCGGAAUCCCCUUCAUCAUGACGGAUAUCUACCCGCACGUCGGGAGCUGGGAGCGGGAUGCUGCGCGCUCGCCAAAUAUCAGCUUCGUCACCAAGCCCGUCGACGCCACGGCUGCACCCGACUUCCUUCUGGACCGGUUCCGCGGCAGCAAGGAGAGCUCUUCGAGCACGGGCGGCGACGGCAUUGUGAGUUACGCCGAGAUGGCUUCUAUGAAGAAGUCGGACCAUGUUAUUAAGCCCCGCAAGAUCUUCCGCCUCUUCAACCUUGCGUUUCACCAUUUCGACGACCCGCUGGCCAAGUCCAUCCUUGCCGACACGGUCAAGACAUCGGACGCCUUUGGCAUCUUUGAACUGCAGCAUCGCACAUUUUCGAGCUUCAUGAUGCUCAACAUUCUGUAUCUGUCCAUCUUCAUCGUUGCGCCAUUUUACGCCCUCAUGAACCUCGACCUGGUCGCCUUCGUUUUUACCUGGUUCUUGCCCAUCAUCCCGGUCGUCGUCACCUUCGACGGCUAUAUGUCGAGUCUUCGCACUCGCACGCCGGACGAGGUCGAGGCACUGUUGAGGUCCUGCGGAGCCGGAAACGCCGAGGACUGGGAGGUCAAGGGCGGCACCGAGCGGCACUUUUGGCCGUUUGGGUACCUGGAGUGGAUCAUCUGCACCAAGAAGUCCUCGGCCAGUUAG
Messenger RNA from Pyricularia grisea, 1105 nucleotides. RefSeq lists its product as uncharacterized. The coding region runs from base 143 to 1105 and encodes 320 amino acids. Lineage: Eukaryota; Fungi; Ascomycota; Sordariomycetes; Magnaporthales; Pyriculariaceae. The transcript has 2 exons. The record is from RefSeq and is a predicted model, not a curated record.